CAGCUUAAAAAUCAACUCAUAAAAAUCACGACUUUUAAACUACAAGUCGAUAUAUUUGUUCUCCCACACCGAGUUGAUAUCGACCUAUCGGCAUCUCUAUUUGUUUUGUUGCAAUUUGCCAAUUCCAACCUUUCUGAUUUGUUUACCCAAAAUGGGAGAAGAAACAAGCAAUUCUACGCAAAAUAAAACCCGGACAAAGACUACGCGACCCAAGGCGGUUUACCAGUGGACAGUGAGCGAUGUGCUGAAGUGGUAUCGUCGCCACUGUGGCGAAUACACCCAAUACGAACAGCUCUUCGCCCAGCACGAUAUAACCGGGAGGGCUUUACUCCGCAUCACGGACUCAUCGCUGCAGCGAAUGGGAGUUACGGACAACAGGGAUCGGGAGGCCAUUUGGCGGGAGAUCGUGAAGCAGCGACUCAAGACGGACAUCAUGGAAAUCCGGGAUAUGGAGAGGCUCAACAUACACUAGAAAUACCAUGGAGGUGCCUUGUGGUUCACUCAUUGCUUAAGAUGUAUAUUAGAUUAUGAUUAUAAUUUUUUAAGAUCUGACCGCCUGUUUUAAGAUCACCCAAGUAUCGUAUCUUAAUUUACUUUAUCACAAUGAUAACACUGUUCAAUAAGUUAUCUAAUCUAACUCCUUAGAAAGAAAAUUACAUUGACCUGCGU
This is a messenger RNA of Drosophila gunungcola (fruit fly), 669 nucleotides long. It is a transcript of the gene ave, whose product is annotated as protein aveugle. Gene Ontology annotation, cellular component: cytoplasmic side of plasma membrane. Gene Ontology annotation, biological process: cell surface receptor protein tyrosine kinase signaling pathway. The record is from RefSeq and is a predicted model, not a curated record. Gene Ontology annotation, molecular function: protein binding. The transcript has 2 exons. Bases 152 to 472 code for a protein of 106 amino acids. NCBI's taxonomy places the organism in Eukaryota, Metazoa, Arthropoda, Insecta, Diptera, Drosophilidae.